Molecule: messenger RNA, 303 nt
Organism: Acanthisitta chloris (rifleman)
Lineage: Eukaryota; Metazoa; Chordata; Aves; Passeriformes; Acanthisittidae
Gene: BGLAP
Product: bone gamma-carboxyglutamate (gla) protein
Exons: 4
Coding region: 1-303 (100 amino acids)
Biological process (GO): bone development; response to vitamin K; osteoblast differentiation
Cellular component (GO): extracellular region
Molecular function (GO): calcium ion binding; structural constituent of bone; hydroxyapatite binding
Source: RefSeq, a predicted model, not a curated record
AUGAGGAGUCUGCUGGCACUGCUGAUUAUGACUUUGGCCCUGGCAGUGCUCUGCUGUUGUGAGAAAGAUCCUAAAGAACCCCCAGGAUCUCACAGUGCUGACAGCAUUAAGAUUAAAAAAGAAGUUGCCAAUGCCUUUGUGAAGAGGCAGAAGAGAUCCAGCUUGUAUGAACGGUACUUUGAGUAUUAUAAAAGCCCAAUGGAGCAGAUGCACGAGCGCUGUGAAAACUAUCCCCCCUGUGACUAUCUCUCUGACCAAAUAGGAUUUUCCUUGGCCUACAACCGUUUUUUUGGGAGAUACUAA